AUGUCCACUCACGUUCUGGGAUUUUCACGCAACUGGACUCCCCUCCCCCUGGCAGCGCCCAGGGGCGCUGUCUCCUCUCCCCCAGAUCCGGCAACCGCAGGGAAUGACACGGGUGCCCCUACAGCCCCGGCUCCGGGCGGGGAGGGCGAGCCCCACAGCCGGCACCAAGACGCCCGCCUGGGCAGCACCGAUAAGGAGCUGAAGGCAGGAGCCGCCGCCGCGGACAGCGCCCCGACAGCGCCGGGGACCCCCUGGCAGCGGGGGCCACGGGUCGAGGUUAUGGAUGCAGCGGGCGGCUCCCGGAACCCGCUCCCAAGGCCCUGCCGAGUGCUGGUGCUGUUAAAUCCGCGCGGGGGCAAGGGCAAAGCCCUGCAGCUCUUCCGGAGCCACGUGCAGCCCCUGCUGGCCCAGGCCGAUGUCUCCUUCACGCUGACGCUCACUGAGCGGCGGAACCACGCCCGGGAGCUGGUGCGGGCGGAGGACCUGGGACGUUGGGACGCGCUGGUGGUCAUGUCUGGAGACGGGUUGAUGCAUGAGGUGGUGAACGGGCUCAUGGAGCGGCCUGACUGGGAGACCGCCAUCCAGAAGCCCCUGUGUAGCCUCCCAGCCGGCUCUGGCAAUGCACUGGCCGCUUCUGUGAACCAUUAUGCCGGCUACGAGCAGGUGACUAAUGAAGACCUCCUGACCAACUGCACCCGGCUGCUGUGCCGCCGGCUGCUGGCGCCCAUGGAUCUGCUGUCCCUGCAGACGGCCUCCGGGCAGCGCCUCUUCUCCGUGCUCAGCCUGGCUUGGGGUUUCAUCGCUGACGUGGAUCUGGAGAGUGAGAAGUUUCGGCGCCUGGGUGAGAUGCGCUUCACUCUGGGCACCUUCCUGCGCCUGGCGGCCCUGCGCACCUACCAGGGCUCCCUGGCCUACCUCCCUGUAGAAACGGUGGUCUCCAAGAUGCCCCCCUGCCCCGCUCGGGCCCAGCAGGCCCAGCAGGGCCCUGUGGACGCCCACCUGGUGCCCCUGGAGGAGGCAGUGCCCUCUCACUGGACAGUGGUGCCGGAGCAGGACUUUGUGCUGGUGCUGGCACUGCUGCACUCACACCUGGGCAGUGAGAUGUUUGCUGCGCCCAUGGGCCGCGGCGCGGCCGGCACUAUGCACUUGUUCUAUGUGCGGGCAGGUGUGUCUCGGGCCACGCUGCUGCGCCUCUUUCUGGCCAUGGAGAAAGGCAGGCACAUGGAGUGUGACUGUCCCCACUUGGUGUACGUGCCCGUGGUUGCUUUCCGCCUGGAACCCAAGGACGCGCAGGGUGUGUUUGCUGUGGACGGGGAACUGAUGAUCAGCGAGGCUGUGCAGGGCCAGGUGCACCCACACUUCUUCUGGAUGGUCAGUGGCUGCAGGGAGUCCCCACCCCCUCUGGAGCCACAGGCCUCGCCCAGCCAGAGGCCACCUCCAGCGGAGCACUUAUGA
This is a messenger RNA of Lipotes vexillifer (Yangtze River dolphin), 1455 nucleotides long. RefSeq names its product sphingosine kinase 1 (gene SPHK1). Gene Ontology annotation, biological process: sphingosine biosynthetic process; cellular response to growth factor stimulus; phosphorylation. The record is from RefSeq and is a predicted model, not a curated record. Gene Ontology annotation, cellular component: intracellular membrane-bounded organelle; cytoplasm; membrane. NCBI's taxonomy places the organism in Eukaryota, Metazoa, Chordata, Mammalia, Artiodactyla, Lipotidae. Bases 1 to 1455 code for a protein of 484 amino acids. The transcript has 6 exons.